Molecule: messenger RNA, 9690 nt
Organism: Coregonus sp. 'balchen'
Lineage: Eukaryota; Metazoa; Chordata; Actinopteri; Salmoniformes; Salmonidae
Source: the annotation of a GenBank genome assembly
UCAACCUACUUUGCAGACCUCAUAGCCAUUGUAAGCCAACGCUACCAGCUGUGUCCAGCAGCCAGACACCUUGCUCUCUACUUACUGGAACUUUUCAUGGACUGCUAUUACAUAAUGGUGCAACAUCUUCACAUGGUCACACUCUCCUGCUUGCUUUUGGCUAGUACGUUUGUGACUGCUUCCUUGCAAGCCUCUGCAUGGCCAAACUUCCAAUUGCUGUGGUCCACUAAGCCUUUAAACUCAUAAUUUGUGAAACUCACUAAGCCUUGUGAUUAUUUCCCCCCGUCUGUAGGUAAGUUUGAGGACAGAGAGAGGACCGGGUUCCUAAGCUGGAGACUCUUAACUGCCUGGGCUGCAUGAGCUCCAUUAAUUUGGUGUUGACCAAGCAGGGCCUGCUGCACAUGGAGUUCCUCCUGCUGGAGACCUUCCAGUGGAACCUGUACCUGCCCAUGUCGUGGAAAUACUUCUCAAAUAUAUCUCUCAGACACCGGAGCUUGUGAAUUCAGUAUAGACUUUAUUACACAGUAACAAGCCGAGCUGGUCCAUGGAGCUGCCCAUCCUAACUCGGAGCUCUCCUUUUAUACAGUUUCAUUCUUACACAACAUACAUAGUCACUCCUAUUUAUGUAAAUGAAUGACAUAUUUUAGUUCCACGCCACUAUUGUUUCCAAAGUCUAAGUGGCUUCUCUCUAGGCUGGGUUUCCCCUCCCCUUUGACGCUUAACACAGUUAUAUUAGUGGCGUGAUACAAGCAGUAUCAUAAAAAAUAAUGAGUACAUUCUUAAAGAUGAUUAGAUUACAGGGUGUGCUGACUGUCAUUACUAUCCAGGCAUGCAUCUGGAUUACAAAGUGUCAAUCAUGCUUUAUUCUGUUUUUCCCUUCUCCUAUACAAAAAGGUGUGGUUACAGUGACCUCCACUUGCUGAGGUAUUUUUGCCAUUAGGACCGCUAGACUACAUACUUUCAUUUUAGUUUCAGGAGUUAGUUUCUCAGGUAUUGGUGGGAUCAUGAGACGUUUGGUUUGUUUUAUAUCCAUAAUUUUUUGCAUGUUCUAUCUCUUUUGUAUUUUAUUUAUACACAAUGGUCUUUAAGGCAUUUAAUCCUCAUUAGCACGUACCCUUCUAUUUGGCAUCUGCCUAAUUUUGGCCAUCCUGUGUGCAGAACCUGAUCAGUUUUUCAACUGUUCUGGUUUCCAUUUGUUAUUAGGGGGUCCAUUGAAGGGCAGAGAAGUCAAUGGUGGGGAAGUCACUUUCUUCGAUGGUAGGGAAGUCACUUUCUUCGAUGGUAGGGAAGACACUUUCCCUCUAACUCCUGUUGUCCCUCCGUUGCCGGGGUCAUUGCCUGUGUUUGGGGCACCUGCCAUAACAGGUAUCCCAUUAGUAGUAUUCCACACGUCAUCACGCCCCAUCCCCUGACUCUCUGGAUUUUCAGGAGGGAGUAUCUGCUGGCCUUCGAUGUUUGUGCUGAGGCUCGUACUUGCUUCUUCUUCUUCUUGGACCCCACCUGGUGCCUCAACAUCCUCAGCUACCUCGUGGUUCCCUUUGGGACCCUGGUGCAGUGGUUCAGAUGGUACCAAAUCGUACUUCCUUCCACCUGUAUCGCCGUGGGUGUUGCUCGGAUCACCAUGUAUGGUCCUUCUCUCCUGGGCUCGUUCCUCUUUCUGCAGAACACUCGGAUGUAGACCUGGUCUCCUGGUAUCACCGGGCCUGGUUCCUCUGGUCUGGGUUACGGUUCUCGCCUUUUUUCCUGGCGAUAAAUAACUUUAUGUAUAGCAGUUAGUUGUCUCACAUAUGCUUUAAGUUCCAUUUCUAAUUGUUCCAAUGAGGGACCAUUAUAGGGUCCUCUUAGAACAGGCACCGGCAUGGGUCGACCUGUAAGCAUUUCAUGCGGGGUUAGGUGUGUAUUUCUGUUAGUUUGCAUGCGAUAGCUCAUUAAAGCAAGUGGCAGUGCAUCCACCCAGUUAAGUUUUGCACUAGUACAGAUUUUAUUCAAUUUAGCCUUGAGGGUUCCAUUUAUUCUCUCAACCAUCCCUUGCGACUGUGGUGAUAUACACAUCCCAGUCUUUGCUUAAUCGUUAACUGCUGUAGCACUUGUUUUACCAUUUUCUGAAUAAAUGCUGACCCAUUGUCUGAGCUAAUUUCUGUCAGUAUUCCAAACCUGGGUAUUACUUCUCUGGUAAAAAAUGUAAUUACUGUCCCUGAUCCUCGAUCUGCUGAUGGUACCGCCUCUACCCAUCUGCUAAAUCUAUCUAUUAUCACUAGGAUGUAUUUUUUGCCAUUUAUCUUUUUCAUCAUGUCCACAUAAUCCAUGACUCGGUGUCGAAAUGGUCAUUCUGGGACUGGUAUGUGACCUAUAGGCGUGGUUAUGCCUUUACACACAUUAUUUGGCACGCAAACAUCACAUUUUGCCAAUGCAUCAUCUACCAUUGCUUGCAAAUAUGGCGACCAGUAUCCUUGUUUUUUAAUUUUCCUCACCACUUCCACGCUUUCGCAAUGGUCAAAACCAUGCACAUCUGUUAUCAUCAUAUUAAGCAACAUGGUGGGCGCUACUAUGGUCCCUUCAUGAGACCUCCAUAGUCCCGUAAUCUCUUUUGUGGCACGUCUUUGGUGCCACAUUGUUUGUUCAUAAGUUCCUGCUCUUGCCUGCAUCUUAAUUAUAUCAUCUGGUUGUGGUAUAGAUUCAAUAAUGACUGUUAAUACCGGGAUGGUACAUUUAGAUGCUUUUUUGGCAGCUUCAUCAGCCGCAUUAUUGCCUUUAAUCACAAGCCCAUUUCCUUUCUUGUGCGCCUGACAUUUUAUUAUUGCCAGUUUUGUGGGGUACAUUAAUGCCGUCAUUAUUUCUACGAUCUGCUUGUGAUGAUAAUGUACCAUUACUUUUCCUAAAUCCUCGUUGUUUCCAGACUGCCCCAAAUAGGUGGCAUACCCCAUGUGCAUAUGCCGAAUCAGUAUAUAUGUUAACUGUCUUCCUUUUUCCUAGAGUGCAGGCUGCGGUAAGUGCUUUUAGUUCGGCUAACUGGGCUGAGCAUGGCUGUGGACAGUAUUCUGCUAUCACUUCUUUAAACUCCUUCCUUGUUCUCGUACCAUUGCAUAACCUGCAUGAUUUCCCGUAUGAUCUUUAUAGCAAGACCCAUCCACAAAAUAUUAUUCUAUGUACCCUUUCCCCGUGUUAAGAAAUGGGGUUGACUCUAGGUCUGGUCUAAGUCUGGUAAACAUCAGAAAUUCUGCUACACAGUCAUAUGCUUGUCCCUCAAAUUCUAAAGGAAUUAUUUCAGCUGGGUUCACCGUACUGCACCGUUUUAAUGGAAACGUCUGGAUAGGUUAGUAGGGUCAUAUAUUCUAAGGUUCUAGCAUUGGUUAAGACAAAUUUUCCCUGCUCUAUUAACUCCACUAUUUUAUGGUGUGUGUGUGUAUUGUUAUUGGAUAUCCCAUGGUGAUGGUAGAUGCUUUAUCAUAUGCAUAUUGUAGUGCACCUAAGCCUUGAUAACAGGGUGGGUAUCCCUGGGCAAUGGAAUCCAAUUUGGUACCAUAAUAUGCAAUGGGUUGUUUGCGUCUUCCACUGCAUGUUUCUUGCAUAAGUACUGCCGCCGCAUACCUAUCACACCUAUUUGUCACAUAUAGCAGGAAUGGUUUUGUGUAAUCUGGGGCUGCCAGAGCUGGAGCGGACUGCAUCUCUUUCUUCAGCGUUUCAAAUGCAAUUAGGGCGUCACUGUUCCAUUCAAGACUUGCCCUAAGGUUUAGCUGUCCUGCUUCUUUCAUAAUUUCUCGCAGAGGAGCUGUCUUAACCACAUACUCCUCUAUCCAGUCUGAGCUAAAUCCAGUCAUUCCUAAAAAUGUCAUAAUAUGGACCACUGUUUGAGGAAGUGGCACUUUGCUAAUCCCUUCUAGUUGUCCUGGUGCUAUUUCCUUUGUUCCAUGUGCUAUUGUUCGUCCUAGGUAUUCAACUUGGGAUCGGCAGUAUUGGAGUUUUGUUUUUGACACCUUGUGUCCUCCUUCUGCCAGUCGUUUUAAGACCUUCAUAGAAUCAGCAUGGCAUUGUUCCAAGGAGGAGGCACAAAUCAACAGAUCAUCUACAUACUGAAUCAAUGUUCCUUCAAGUAUUAAGUCAUUCCAGUUCCGCUCUUAGCACCUGAUUAAACACAUGAGGCGAGUGUUAAACCCCUGUGGCAUGCGGGUGUAUGUGUACUGUUUUCCUUUGUACGUACAGUGGGGAGAACAAGUAUUUGAUACACUGCCGAUUUUGCAAGUUUUCCUACUUAAAAAGCAUGUAGAGGUCUGUCAUUUUUAUCAUAGGUACACUUCAACUGUGAGAGACGGAAUCUCAAUCAAUUCUUGCUGGGUAUUCCAGUCUCAAUGCUCGCCAGAAUUCAGGGCGGUAUGUGUCCAAGUUCAUUCUGUCUCCUAGCGUAUCUCCCACUGCCAUCCUCAGGCCGCUGUUCCACAGUACAUCCUCCAUCUUUGCCACUCCCACCACCCUUGCCAACAGUGCCUUUAGAUCCCCCACAGCCAGCAGUUUCCCCAUGGUUUGUUCCUCAAAGGUCCUUAUCCAUUUACCUGCCCCAUCAUGCAAAUCUGGCAGGCGGGCAACCAAUCCUUCCAGGUCCUGUGAUCCCCACGGUACAUAAUGCCCCUGAGUACCUUUUAUUAGGAUUGGGUAUUGUGCACCAGGUCUUGUAGGUUUUUUCAGUGUCUUUCUUUCUUGCAGCCCUCCUCUUUCUCUCUCUCUACCAUACAUUAUGUUCCUAAAGCUGGCUGUCUCUUCUCUGCUCUCCCCGUCUUGUUCCUUACAGGCCUGUUCUCUUGUUCUCUUUGUUCUGUUCUUUCCCUCUUCCUGCUUAGCUGUUUUUCUAGUUUUCUUAUUUCUCUUUCUACUUCCCCACUUUUUAUUUCAAUAUCAGUUACCAUAUAUCCGUCCAGGGAUUCCUCAUCUUCCUCCUUUCUCACCUUCAUUUUUUCCAAGGCCACUCUCAAUCCUUCAUAGCAAUUGAACUUUUUCCCUGGGUCCCUCCCUGUUUCUUGUUCUUUCUCCCCUGUCCUUUCCAGGUCCUUUUCUCUCCUUUGAGUGGAUGCAGCAGAAAUUUCCCUCUCAUUAUCCAACUCUACUUCUCCCUUUAUCUCCACCACCCCAGAUACCAGGGGAUUGUCACGCCCUGGCUCUGGGGACUAUGUUAUGUUGAGCCAGGGUAUGUAAGUCUAUGUUUGUAUAUCUAUGUGGGCCUGAGUGACUCCCAAUCAGAGGCAACGAGUGUCAGCUGGUUGUCUCUGAUUGGGAGCCAUAUUUAACUAUCGGUCUUUUCACUUUGUGUUGUGGUUUCUUGUUCCGUUAAGGUUUGUUCGUGUUGUAACCUUAGACGUCACGCAUCGUUGGUUAUUGUUUUGAUCGUGUGAUCAGUUAAUAAAUAUAUAUUAUGUUCACCUUCAACGCUGCGCAUUGGUCCUCUCUCGUAGACGAGCGUGACAGAAGAAACCACCAGAACUGGACCAAGCAGCCUAGUGAGGAGCAGAGUAGGUGGACUUGGCAACAGUGGAGGCAGAGCUUCGACUGGGUCAAGCCGAAUGAGGAGCUGAAUGACGGAGAUUGGAAGCAGAGGAGCGAGAGGUGGGCGAGAAUUAUCGAGGCCUGGCCCACGGGGAAGAGAGACUCCCAGAAAUUUUUUAGGGGGGGGCUCACGACGUCGGACCAGCAGGAGGCCGCGAUAGAGCGGCCCAGUGGGUUGCCAGAGGAGGCCGCCAGGUUACGGGGGCCACUGGUCGAAGAGGGGAUGGAGGAUGUAGAGGCACGGCGAGAGGUACUGGCGUGUGUUGCCAGUCCGGUCCGGCCCGUUCCAGAUCCCGGUGUAGAGCCAGUGGUGUGUGUCCCCAGUACGGUCCGGUCUAUUCCUGCUCCCCGCACCAAGUCAGGGGUGCGCAUCGUCAGCCCGGUUCGGCCCGUUCCUACUCCACGCACCAAGCCUACGGUGUGCGUCGACAGCCCAGCCCGGCCCGUGCCUGCUCUCCGCACCAAGUCUGUGGUGCGUUUCGUCAGCCCUGUCCGGCCCGUUCCUGCUCUCCGCACCAAGUCUGUGGUGCGCGUCGCCAGCCCAGUCCGGCCCAUCCAAGCUCCCCGCACCAAGUCAGGGGUGCGCUUCGUCAGCCCGGUCCGGCCCGUUCCUGCUCCCCGCCCCGCACCAAGUCAGUGGUGUGCUUCGUCAGCCCAGUCCGGCCUGUCCCUGCUCCACGCACCAAGCCUACGGUGUGCGUCGUCAGCCUGGUAAGGCCCGUUCCUCCUCCACGCACCAAGCCAGGGGUGCGCGUCGUCAGUCCAGCACAACCCGUGCCUGGGUCAUGUCCGGAGCCGGAUCCGCCGCCGAGGCGGAGUGCCCACCCGGUCCCUCCCCUGUUGUGGUUGUUUGGCGCGGUCGGAGUCCGCGCCUUUUGGGGGGGGUACUGUCACGCCCUGACUCUGGGGACUAUGUUAUGUUGAGCCAGGGUAUGUAAGUCUAUGUUUGUAUAUCUAUGUGGGCCUGAGUGACUCCCAAUCAGAGGCAACGAGUGUCAGCUGGUUGUCUCUGAUUGGGAGCCAUAUUUAACUAUCGGUCUUUUCACUUUGUGUUGUGGUUUCUUGUUCCGUUAAGGUUUGUUCGUGUUGUAACCUUAGACGUCACGCAUCGUUGGUUAUUGUUUUGAUCGUGUGAUCAGUUAAUAAAUAUAUAUUAUGUUCACCUUCAACGCUGCGCAUUGGUCCUCUCUCGUAGACGAGCGUGACAGGGAUAUUGCCCGCUGGUGUAUGGCGGGGGUCCCGUGGACCAUUAUACUUUCUUUCCACUUGUUUUUUCAUAAUCCUUUUUCAACAUGUUUCUAGCUUUCCAUAUGUUUUCCAUAUGUCCUUCUGCUUGAAAAUCUUUAGUACCUCUUUUUGUCUUUCUCCUUUUGGCCUUUCUUUUCUUUCCUGUGUCAUUUGUUAUAUAAGUGUUUCCAUUUAUUCACACACCGAGACGUCAAGCGUUCCUCCUUCUAGCCAUUUGGUGCCCAUCUUUUUGGUGUGCUGUUCCCAUUUUUUGGAGAUCUCUUAUCAGCUCCUCUUUGCACAGAGGAUACCUGGCACUUAACAUUUCUACCGCUGUUUUACUCAUUUCUGCUGCCAGUCCCAAGUUCAACCCCUUUUUGGCUUCCUGUAAUAUCCGUAUUAUUCUUUGUUCCCUAGUUUCUUUUUAUCCUGUUAUUCACUUUUCCUAUUGAUAAUCUGUCCACAAUCUUGAUUAUCCUAGCCAAAACUCAGUUAUUGUAAAUGUGUGUUCGUUUUUUUCAUAGUACGCUUACUUCUCCUGAGAUCCACCACCUUUUUGUAGCUAAUCUCAUAAAUCGUCUUUUUACUCUUAUUUUUCUUAUUUCUAAAGCACUUGGCAGCGUGUAUUUUUCUACUCCCAGUACUUCAAUUGACAUUCACGCACCGUUCACUUUUUCUCUCCUAGUGCGAGACUGGUUGCGUCCUCUCUGCCGGGUUACACUUAAGCAACGGUCCAGGAGAGGUGCGCAGCCCCUUCCCCACCCAGGACAAGAUUUUCUUUCACACUUCUCACUUUCAGUAUUUUAAUCACACACUCAUUCACGCUCUUCCUUUCCAGUGCAAACUGGGUGCGUCCUCUCUGCCAGGUCACUUUAAUGUGACAAUCCAGGAGAGGUGCGCAACCCCUUCUCCAACAGAGACAGAAGCUUUCACACUUUCUUUAUGUUUCUCCCACAAACAACCUGCAAAUUCAGCCCUUUAUUGAUUCACUUCGUUAACACAACAUAGCGGUAUCCACAGGAAUUUUGCCUACCUGUUCAGCCACCUAGUAAUACACUUCCUCAACACACUAGAGCGGUAUCCAAACAGAUAGGUAGCCGCUUGCGCCAAAAUGAAUCAAACAGAACGAUCAGCAGGAUGAACAGAUGAAUAAGACGAUUUGAACAAAUGCACCAGAUGAACAACUGAGUGACCCAGAUGAAUUGAAUGCCCGAACUGAGUCAGACUGAUUAAAUAAGAUGAACGGGUUACAUUCACAACUCGAACAGGUUGAACAAAACAGGUCUGGACAAAAUGAACAGAUAAAACAACCGGAACAAACAGAUUGAUCAAACUGAUCGAAUGAACAGCUUGAAUGAAACAGGUGAACAGUCCCUCUUAACCGAACUGAAUGAAACAAAACCGUACAAGCAAACCAUCCACCCGCAUGGGCUGAGCAGUUCGCCCAAGCCGUCCACAGCCGCAGGUUUUCACAGUUUCUGGUCCCUUUUUGCCAAUCUUUUUCGUGACGCCAAGAUAUGUAGUGGAAAUACUUCUCAAAGAUAUCUCUCAGACACCGGAGCUUUCAGUAUAGACUUUAUUACAAAGUAACUCGCUGAGCUGGUCCAUUGAGCAACUGCCCAUCCUAACUCGGAGCUCUCCUUUUAUACAGUUUAAUUCUUACACAACAUAGAGUCACUCCUCUUUAUGUAAAUGAAUGACAUCUUUUAGUUCCACGCCACUACUAUUGUUUCCAAAGUCUAAAUGGUUUCUCUCUAGGCUGGGUUUCCCCUCCCCUUUGACGCUUAACACAGUUAUAUUAGUGGCGUGAUACAAGCAGUAUCAUAAAAAAUAAUGAGUACAUUCUUAAAGAUGAUUAGAUUACAGGGUGUGCUGACUGUCAUUACUAUCCAGGCAUGCAUCUGGAUUACAAAGUGUCGAUCAUGCUUUAUUCUGUUUUUCCCUUCUCCUAUACAAAAAGGUAUGGUUACAGGUUUCCCUUAAGCCCAUAAUGAUUUUGUUAUUCCAUCUCAACAUUUCAUCAUAUAUGUACUGGAAAAUGACCCAUUCCUACAGCUGCACACUUCAUCGAGCCGUCAACGAGGCGGAUCUCCACGAUGGCUGGCCCAUGGCAUGCCAAGAGAAGACAGUGCUCUACAUGACUAAGUACGCUGACUACUUCCUGGAGGUCUCCCUUCAAGGCAAGUUCAAGUUAUCUGUUGUCAUAACCUGUAUUUCGAACCAGUGUUUGCCUUCUGAAAGGAUGAUUUUAGGAAGAACAAGUGCAUAAUUUCCCAUUCUGCACUUAAGGCCUGUUGUUAAAAGACGCAGCUAGGCUUGUUGCACAAUAUUAUUUUGCAGUACAUGGUAAUGAGUAAAUUACCAGCUAUUGUUUCAGAUCAUGUGUUUCUGAGGUUCACCCCCUCACUGGUGGCAGCUGCCUCUGUGGCAGCCUCCCGCAUCCUCCUGCACAUAUCCCCUUCCAGGCCACCUCGGCUUUAGUGGCUCACUGCAUACACUUGGGAUCACCUUUUCCCCUGUGUGGAGAAACUGGUCAUGUGAGUGUCUGUACUCAGCUGGGUGCUGCCUAAUACCAGGGUUGUGUUCAUUAAGGCACACCAUAGCAAAAACGUUUUGCAAGGGAAAACGACGAGUCCCUUUCUGGUCAGUCUGUUUGGUGCCUAAUGAACAUGACCUUGAUGGGGGUACCAUACCUCUUGCCAGACAAUCACCACCAUGCCUACUCAGUACCUGCACCAGGCCAACAUCCAGUACCCGCAGCAGGUGCUCCAGCCUGGCCUACCUGUCCCACUCUGCAGAGCAACCCCCAGACCAUCUCAGCUGCUCUGGAUAGCAAGGCCAACAUUCCAAGCAGAACCUACCAGGUCAAUAAGCACUACACCUGUGCUGUUCCCUGCUUUGAUGGGUGGAUGGAUCUCCAACAUGGAGCUA